This is a messenger RNA of Linum trigynum, 3880 nucleotides long. The record is from the annotation of a GenBank genome assembly. NCBI's taxonomy places the organism in Eukaryota, Viridiplantae, Streptophyta, Magnoliopsida, Malpighiales, Linaceae.
CCUAUCUCUCUCUCUCAGCAGAGACAAACCCGUCCUCCUCUCUUCUUUUUCUCUUUCUUUGCAACAACACUCAUCCUCCUCUCUUUUUCUCAUUCAUCUCUCUCUCUCUCUCUCUCUCUCUCUCUCUCUCUCUCUCUGGCAGACGAUCUACACUUCCUCUUCUCUUCUUCUCUUUCUCUCUGUAGCAAACGAUCUGUCGAUCUUUGAUGGCGGACAAAUGGAAAAAAAAAAAUCAAGUUUAGGAUGGUCGUCGGCGGACAAUAGAAGGAUUGCAAAGCUCUUUGGAGGAGGUAAUUAAUUGAGUUCUCAAUCUUCAUCUCUGCCCACUCUUUCUUUCUUAAUUUGACUAUGAGAAAGUGAACUUUGUGACAGGGACGAGAUGAAGGAGAGAAGAAGACGAAGAGCUCAAGGGUUUUUUUAUGUAUGUAUUUUCUUUUUCUUUUUUUGUUAGUCAUCACCAACUAAUACCUAACAAGUUCUUGAUGUAUGGAUUAUGCAUGCAAGAUGUUUGAUAAAAUGGGUCAAUGGACUUGAAACCCAUAUUUGGCUUUUACGGAUCAUUUCUUUUCUGAUUGUCGCAAAAGUGUAUUUUCGUUUUCAUACCUAUCUUUGAUAAAAUGGAUCAAUAUAUUGUUGGACUUUGCUACGGUGAGUCGGUGACAUGUAUGUCACCGUAACUUGCAUUUUUAGGUCGACCUUAUAUAGGAUUAGGUGGACUUAAUAUGCCGUUUCAAUUUUGUGAGAUUCAACGACGCGCAUAGGCGGAGCUAGGCCAUUUUGGCCUUGUCCCGGGAAAGGGGUAAUUUUUGGGAGAGGAAAAAAAUAUCACACCUAUAAGUAACAUAAGGAUGUUUUGUCACUAUAUCACAACUCAUUACUUGUUCAUUAAUUGCUAAAAAUUAGUCAAUUAAUUACAUUCAUGACACUAUUAUUCGACAACAGCUUGUACAUGAUGAAUUAUCUCGAGCAAUGGUGGAGAUGAAAGUUUAUAAGUCAUAUAUCCUUAAGUUUAUUUGCUUAUGAAACAAGAAAGAUCAUUUUUAGUUUCAGCUGUAUUAAGAACAAUUUCAAAGUUGGAUUGGCGAUCAUUUUGCUAAUGAUUAUUUGAUGGGAUACACUGAAAGAGACUUGCUUAAAAGUGUACACAACGAAUGUAUUUUGCAUUUGUUUCGGAAUACGAAAACUCGUUGUGGUUAUUUAUGCAAAAUAUAAUUGUAUUAGUUGAUUGUUUAUUUAUCUAUGAAUGAAUUAUUUAAAUAUUAUUACUUAUAAUUAUAUUUAUUAAAUUUUUAUUAAUUAUAUAUUUAUAUUUUGAAAAUAGGACAGGGGUAGUUUCUAAUCUUGCCUCCUCCCCUGACGACGCGGUUGACCUUUUAUAUCAAAUGGUCGACCUCUUUAGGAAGUGAUGUGGGUGGUUCUUUUAAGCCACCGACGUUUCAUUUUCAAGAUCAGAAUUCAUGUUAAAUAAGUCGCUUUUGGUUGGUCUGAAUAUAUGUUUGCCUUGUUAUUUAACAUGAAACUAUUGUUGCACUUUUUCCCUUUUAUUUUACCCUUCUUCAUCUUCCCUCUUUUAAUUUUUGUAUGCCUUGUAUCAAUAGUUUCAUGUUAAAUAACAAGGCAAACAAGACAAUUUUAAACAAAUAUCACAAACAAUUAUCUCAUUUUUUUAAAGUGAGACAUUUUAUACAAAUUGUUUUAUUUUUUAAAUGUUCUAUAUGACUCCUAAGAAUUAUACACCAUAUCUUAAACCAUAAGGAUAUGCAUAUAGGACAUUAGUUAGGUAAAUUUCUACCAGAACAUCUCCGAUAAACACGAGCAAGGACGUGUCUUAAGGGCCGAGAGACGAUGAAUGGGAUGGGAUUAGGUGCUAACCUUUAUAGGGGUUAGCACCGUGAUAACUAGCAAAAAUCACUACGGAUUAUUAUAAAAUCAAUACAACAUCUAAGCUAAAUCACUACUAAUUCAAACUAGUAGUAGUUUUUCCCUUGGUUAGGACGGUGCUAACUAUUGUACAAUUAGCACCGUAACCCCUCCCACGAUGAAUCAAUAAGCCCACCAUUAUGCUCUGAUCCAGGCCCAAGAUUACUCUACGAUGUACACGUGACAAAUUGUAUAUGGAACAAAUAUCUGAUAUCUUUAGACGUUAGUCCUUACAUUUUCGCCACGUCGACAAACAUUCAUCACUUCCUAUACGAGCAGCAGAACGAUUCAUCACUUCCCUCAUUUACAUACAUAUUCCCAUCCUCUGCGUCUAAAUUUCUUCUCCAUUCCAAUCAAUCGUCUAAAAAAAAUACUAACAAAAUGAGUAAAGUUUCCUUCCCGGAGCCUCCGAUACUACCCUCCGCCAAAUCACCACCAGCAGCAGCUUCCCACAACCACCUUCCUCCGCCGCCGCCUUCCGCCGCAACUUCCAGCUGGUUCGACGACGCCUGCAUUCUCGACAUGGACUACUUCGUCAAGACCAUCUCCGGCAUCAAGUCCAAAGGCGUCCGCCCCGACCUCAUCGGCUCCAUCGUCGCUCACUACGCCUCCAAGUGGCUCCCGGAGCUCUCCCUCUCCUCCUCCGCCGACGUCCCCGCCGCCGCCAGCUCGGAAGAGAGCAUGACGGUGCAGUGGAUGAAGAAGCGGUUCUUCGUGGAGACGCUGGUCGGAAUCCUUCCCCCGGAGAGGGACUCCGUGCCGUGCAACUUCCUGCUCCGGCUCCUCCGCACCGCCAACAUGGUGGGAGCCGAGCCGGGGUACCGAGCCGAGCUGGAAGCGAGGGCGGCGUGGCAGUUGGAAACGGCGUCGCUCAAGGAGCUGAUGAUACCGUCGUUCAGCCACACGUGCGGCACGGUGCUCGACGUGGAGCUGGUGACGCGGCUCGUGAAGAUGUUUGUGGGGAUGGAGGAGGCGGCGUCCAAGCCGUCGUCGAGAAGCGGGGCGGUCCCGGCUGCGGCUGCGAAGGUGGCUCGGCUGGUGGAUGCUUACCUGGCGGAGGUGGCGAUGGAUUCCAAUUUGGGUUUGUUGGAGUUUGUGUCUCUUGCCGGGUCGCUGCCUGACCAUGCACGUACCUCCGACGACGGACUCUACCGCGCCAUUGAUACUUACCUCAAAGCACAUCCAGGAGUGUCAAAGCAAGAGAGAAAAAACCUGUGCAGGCUCAUCGACAGCCGAAGGCUGUCCCAUCAAGCAUCCGUCCAUGCCGCACAGAACGAGAGGUUACCGGUUCGAGUCGUGAUCCAAGUACUCUUCGCCGAGCAGAACAAGAUGAACAGUCGACACAUCGAAUGGAGCGGCUCGUUCAACAACAACGAGUUGAACUCGGUGACGACCCGAAGUCCCAAACCGGACGGGGACCAUGUCUCGUCGUCGACUCGAUGCCACUCGAAGCGCGAGGUGAACGCGCAGCAGUCGGAGAUACGUAAGCUCAGGGAAGAUGUAUUGAGGCUGCAGAGCCAGUGCCUUAACAUGGAGAGCCAGAUGGAGAAGAUGGUGGAGAAGAAGAAAGGGGUGAUGUCGUUUAAGUGGAAGAAGCUUGGGUUCUUGACCUCUUUCAAGAACGGUAGUGUGGCUGACAAGAUGAACAAUGUGAAUGAUGUUAAUGAAGAGGAUAGAGAUGUUGUGAUCAGUGGGAGUUUGGGAAGGCAAACGCCCAUGGAUAUGAAGGCUAAGCUUGUGAAGAGGAGGACUCCUCCUAGGUGGAGAAAAUCCAUGUCCUAGUUGGUUCACAUUGGGAUGGAUAGAACACACUCAUUAUUGUUGUGCUAGUUACUAUCUUAUUGAGUUUUUUUUUUACCAUUUUAUUAUUCUUAAUUCAUAUGAUUAGAAAAGCUUGCGUACUGUUGUUCUCCUUCAAUGUAAUUCUUUACUUAUAUAAAAAUAAAAACAUUAAAUCUUA